Molecule: messenger RNA, 1465 nt
Organism: Linum trigynum
Lineage: Eukaryota; Viridiplantae; Streptophyta; Magnoliopsida; Malpighiales; Linaceae
Source: the annotation of a GenBank genome assembly
GCCCUUCGCAAUGGGGGGUAGACCUCUUGGGCCCUUUCCCAAUGGCCAAAGGAAAGCGCAAGUACAUAAUUGUAGCGGUUGACUACUUUACCAAGUGGAUCGAGGCGGAAGCACUAGCCUCAAUAACAACACAACAGGUAACGCGCUUCCUCAAAAGCCACAUCCUAUCCCGCUUCGGGAUCCCAAGUGCAUUCAUAUUCGACCAUGGAAAGCAAUUCGAUUGCGCGGAGGUGAUAGAAUUUUGCGACCAAGUGGGAGCCAUCGCAAGAUUCGCAUCAGUAGCUUACCCCCAAGCCAACGGCCAAGCGGAAGCGGCAAACAAAGCAAUCCUUCACGGCUUGCAUACGCGACUGGGCGACGCCAAAGGAAAUUGGGCGGACGAGCUCAACACGGUGCUAUGGGCGCACCGUACCACGUUCAAGGUGUCCACAGGAGAAACUCCCUUCGCGCUUACUUACGGAACCGACGCGGUGAUACCCAUGGAGAUAACAUCCCCAACCUACCGGAUCACGACAUAUGACGAAGCGGACAACGAUGAAGCACGCCUGCUGGACUUAGAGCUAGCACAAGAAAGACGAGAAUUGGCGGCCAUCAAGCUAGCUGCGACAAAAGAACAGGUGGCAAAGUACUACAACGCGAAGCUAGUCCCGCAUAAGCUAACCCUCGGAGACCAAGUGCUGCGAAGGAACUUCCGCCCCGACCCCAAGCAUGGGAAACUCGCUUCGACGUGGGAGGGCCCAUACCUGGUACGAGAAGUUGUCGGCGCCAACACCUUCAAGCUCAGUGAGUUAGGCGGCGCCAAGAUCCCAAGGACAUGGAAUGCGCAGAACCUCAGAAAAUACUACCAGUCCGCCUGAUGUGUACCUCGCCUGAUAUGUACAUUGUCCACAACGGCGCGUUGUCGCACGAGAAUAAUGAAAUACAAAGUUUGACAGAACAAACAAUAGCAAUAGUCAAGAACUAUUCGCGCCAACACAGUUCGAAAGAACAAAAAAUAGCAAUAGUCAUGAACUAUUCGCGCCCACUCAGUUCGAAAGAACAAAAAAUAGCAAUAGUCAUGAACUAUUCGCGCCCACUCAGUUCGACAGAACAAACAAUAGCAAUAGUCAUGAACUAUUCGCGCCCACUCAGAUCGACAGAACAAAAAAUAGGAAUAGUCAUGAACUAUUCGCGCCCACUCAGUUCGACAGAACAAACAAUAGCAAUAGUCAUGAACUAUUCGCGCGCGCACAGUUCAACAGAACAAAAAAUAGCAAUAGUCAUGAACUAUUCGCGCCCACUCAAUCACGACGGAACUAGUCUGCGCACGAUCGCAACCCGCACGAAAAGGUCGGCAAAGAGCAAUAUUCACAAAUCAAUCACGCAACUCACAGGAAACAAAUGAUAAAAGUACUUUGGAUUUCACGAAAUGGGAGCGAAAUUAUGCGAGCACGUGCGCGGCGCGACAUAAAGAAAAGAAAAAUGU